GGGAGCCAGGAGCUAAAGGGUUUAGGUAGCUCAGACAACGAUUGUGCAGCAACCCCCCCCUCCCUCCAUCCCAGGAGAGCUGCUGGAUCCACAGGUGAUCUCAGGAGGCCACAACCUCAGCAUCUUUGCAGAAAGCACAUAAAACAGAAAAUGGCCCGGGCCGGACGACCAUCCCUUUCCCUGAUCCAAACAGCCUUCUUGUUAGCAGUUGUUUUAUUACCAGACUUUCUGGGUGCCGUUCCAGUGGAACAGCACAGGCAAGAGGAAGUGGCUGCAGUGUCUGAAGAUGUGAAAGCUGAGGCCAUGGCCAACUUGAAAAAGCUUGUUCGCAACAGAAGAAACGUCCCCGUCUUGGCUCUGCCCAAGUUCAAACGUGUGCCGGACUUCUGGGGAUGGUACAAGUACUUCAUGGACAGCCACAACCAGGAGGGAGUGGAGGAUCUGGACCGUCUGUACCUGGCCUACCUGCAGAACAAGCACAGGACCGAGGAGGGCCCCACCUAUAACCACUACCUCCAGCACCUUAGUGAAAUAUACAAAGCCUGUGCAGAUUCUGAUGACCCAGAGUGCAUUGCUGAGUCAACCAGCAAGCCGAAGGCCAAGGUGGUGAUGCCUGCCCCCUACAAGUCUGCUGCCGUCAGGAUGUGCAACCCAUAUGUUGACCCUUUCUGCAUGUACCCCCUUCACCCUAAAGCUGCUGCUCCAGAGCAUGAGCUAGCAGCCAAGGUCCCGGCCCCCAUCCUAGCCCCAGUUCUCCCCAUGGCCCAGAAGGGCGCCGCGGGUUAUUACUACUACGCUCCCGUCCUGGAGCCCUUCCUGAGCGCUGAGCAGAGGACUGAGCUGCUGAGGAUCUGUCACCCUGACGAUGUGGAGUGUCUGCAGUACCAUCUGAGAGCAGCAUACGGCUACCGCCCGGUCCACGGUCCAGCUCCAUCCUAUGCUGCCCUUAAAUGUGACCCCAAAGACCCGUACUGCAAGCCCCACCUUGUCCAGAAGUCCCCCACUGGCUUUUACCACCUGCUCUACCCCAGCUGUGACCCAGCCGUGGAUCCUUUCUGUGUGAGCGGCGUUGCGCCGCCUGCCCCCCUGGCUGCUGGCGAUGCCCCUAAAGAGCAGCACUGCAACCCUCUCUACGAUGCCGGCUGCAACCCCCUCAUCGCCACCAGGUUGUCAAGCCUUAGCAAGCCCGUCCUGGAGUAUCCCCCAAAGGGGGAGCCUGCACAUCUCGCUGCUCAUCUGACCUGCGAUCCUCGCCAGAACCCGUACUGCAUACUGGCCGCUGCCGCUGCUCUGCGUCACCCCCCUCCGCAGCUCCCUGAGCAUCAGGUCCGCUACAAGCUCGGUGUGCGCGGCAAGACCAAGGAGGGACACGACUGUUAUGUGCACUAUGACAAAGACUGCACCCCCGUCAAGUCUGGCUCCGAGGCUCCGGGGACACCCUUCUGCCAUCCGUACGAUCCCAACUGCUACAAGUUUGCUUCACCUUCCAGCCUUGAGGCUCCAAAGGCCAGUGACAACGGUAUAAUCCUUCCCGAUGCCGACUGCGACCCCGAAUACGACUACAACUGCCGCCUGCGCCGUGCGGAGCCGGCCGCCUCCGCUGAUGAGCCCCUGGCUGACGAAGGAGAGGCUGCAGAUGAACCUGCCAAGGUGGCUCCGGUCUCACAGUCCGGUGUCCCGCGCUUUGAAGAUUUCCUCAGAGGAGUUGUAAACCAGCACAAAUAAAUAACUUUCAGAGAAACCAAAGUGGUAAAAUAGAGGUCAUUUUAAUGCUUUUGGACUUCAUAAAGCAAAACUCACACAGUACCAUUAAGGCCUAAAAAAUAUAUCAAAUUAAACAUGAACAAAGCAGCUUCUGAACAGUAAAGCCAUCUGAAGGUUUUUUUGGUUUUGGUCUAAACAGCAACAUAUAUGGUCAGAUUAUGUAAAACAUGCAUUAAAUACUUAAUGUUUGUAGAGAAGACUCAUGUAUAGAUGUUUGAUAGUAUAGUGUUAGUUUGAAACUGUUAGCAGGCAAGAUGUUUUCUCUGUUGUACAUUCUGUUCAUCCAAACUGUAUUUAAUGUUGAUUUCCCAAACCUUUUGUGACUCUAACCUUCUCAAUGCUUUAUCUGUUUAGUUUUUAUGAAGUUCGUAAUAAAAAAACA
Messenger RNA from Cololabis saira (Pacific saury), 2146 nucleotides. It is a transcript of the gene and2, whose product is annotated as actinodin2. The record is from RefSeq and is a predicted model, not a curated record. Lineage: Eukaryota; Metazoa; Chordata; Actinopteri; Beloniformes; Belonidae. The transcript is spliced from 6 exons. The coding region runs from base 151 to 1725 and encodes 524 amino acids.